Messenger RNA from Girardinichthys multiradiatus, 4093 nucleotides. It is a transcript of the gene rgl3a, whose product is annotated as ral guanine nucleotide dissociation stimulator-like 3a. Gene Ontology annotation, biological process: positive regulation of GTPase activity; Ras protein signal transduction. Gene Ontology annotation, cellular component: plasma membrane. The transcript has 17 exons. The record is from RefSeq and is a predicted model, not a curated record. Gene Ontology annotation, molecular function: guanyl-nucleotide exchange factor activity. NCBI's taxonomy places the organism in Eukaryota, Metazoa, Chordata, Actinopteri, Cyprinodontiformes, Goodeidae. The coding region runs from base 242 to 2581 and encodes 779 amino acids.
CACUCAUGCGCAGGGCAUCAUCCACCCACUGACUCAGAGAACAAUCAGCCCCUCAGAGAUAAAUGCCAGAUUCUCUUCCUCCGAGCUUCACUCAUGUCUCUACGUGAAUGCUGUUGCUGAGGACAUGCAGUCCUGAACGCGGACCGCCAGAAGAAGCAAGAGCAGAAAUGAGGCAGCAGGUGUGGGAGAUCUCCAAUGAGAGGUGUGUGGGCCUGUGAGCGUGACCGACUCAGAGCAGGAAAUGAGGAGCACUCUUCCUUUGUGUGGAGGCGAUGAUGAAGCCUGUGGUCACCAGCGAAGCAUCAGCAGGGUGGGCAGGAUGAAGAGGCUGCUGUGGCUGAGGUCCAGUCACUGCGGAGGCGUCAUCUUGGACACGGAGCCCGGAGUGUGGCUGAGGAGCUUCCAGCUGCUGGACACCGAUAGGCACCAUGAGGAACCAGUGCAGGAGUGGGGCGAGGAAGAGGAGGAUGGGGCCAUUUUUGGCAUCACCCUGCGAAGGGAACCUGUCCCAUCAGACUCCCCUGAUCUCUUGCCGGUCUUUGGGUGCGUCCAGUACCACACUGUGAAGGUUCGCAGGUUGAAGGCUGCCACCUUGGAGCGCCUGGUUUCCCACCUGCUGGACGCAGAACGCCAAGAGCCCGACUUCAUCCACGUGUUUUUCUCCAUGUACAGAGCCUUCACCUCCACCGACACCUUCAUUGAACUGAUGUUUCAGAGAGACAAAUCCCUUGCCAACCUGGAUAACACUGUCAGCCUGCACAGUCCUGCCCUCCCAGUGGUCCGGUUGUGGUUAGAGGAAUACAGCAACGACUUCCAGGAGCCUCCUCAAUACCAGGCCCUCCGGCUCCUGUGUUCCCACUUACGUCGUCGCCUUUGCUUCAGACGUUUGUUUCAGACUGCUGAAGCUUUGCUAGAGAGAGUCCAGGAACAAGAUUGCAGCCGCUCUGCAUCAGAACACCACAGUGAAGUACUGAAGUGCAGCGAUCAGAGUGACGGAGCAGAAAUGUCUUCUAAACGAGACAAACACAAGUUUAUGGACUUCCCUGUUAGAGAAGUGGCGGAGCAGCUCACCAGAUUGGACGCUGAGCUGUUUGUGAAAGUGGUGCCCUUGCACUGCCUGGGCUGCAUCUGGUCGCAGCGUGACAAGAAGGAAAACCGGAAUCUGGCACCGACGGUCCGGGCGACCAUUUCCCAGUUUAACGCUGUUACCAACCGUGUCAUCACUUCCCUCCUCUGCCCAUCGUCGCCCAGCCCAUCCACUUCCUCCCCCAUCUCGUCCCCUUCCUCGACCUCUACCUUCCUGUACCCGUCCUCGGCCCCGGGCUCGCCUCACUGCUCGCACACCAGUCCAGUUCACAGGGCGCGCAUCAUCGAGUGGUGGAUCGCCAUCGCGCAGGAGUGCAGACAGCUGAAGAACUUCUCCUCUUUGAAAGCCAUCCUGUCAGCCCUACAGUCCAUCGCCGUGUAUCGACUCAAGAGGACCUGGGCUGCUGUGAGCAGGGAAAGCAUGAUGGUCUUUGAUCACCUGUGUGAGACGUUUCCUGAUGAGAACUGUGUCCUCACCAACAGAGAGAUUCUAGUUGAGAGCUUCAGCUGUGGCGUUGUGCCAUACCUGGGAACAUACCUGACGGUCCUCACCAUGUUGGACACGGCGCUGACUGACACUGUGGAGGGCCGUCUCAUCAACUUUGAGAAGCGCAGACGGGAGUAUGAGAUCCUCUCUCAAAUUCGACAGCUGCAGGCUUUCUGCUCCCAUUACAGCCUCGCUGUAAAUUCUUACAUCACAGGCUGGCUCCAGGCUCAAACUCUGCUCACAGACCAGGAGAGCUAUGAUUUGUCUCGUGAACUGGAGCCUCCUGUUGAUCCCUGCCCCAACUCUCCCAACUCUUGGAGCUGCCGUCUGCUGGCUAAUAAGCUUGCUUUGUUGCGAACAUCUCACUCUGAUCAGAUUAGUGUGUCAUCAUCUGGUUCCAGUAGUUCAGAGCUGGAGGACCUCUCCAAUCUUCAGCCUUCCCCCUUCAGGCUCAAACUCAAGUCUCUCCCAGGCUCUCUUCACAACGUGGCGGAGGACUUUUCCAUGUCCUCCUCAUCCUCAACUAGCCUGUCCGGUUCAUCCUGCAGCUCCUCGCAGCCAGACCUCUCCUGCUCUUCUCUGGCGCUCAGCCCUGAUUCAUCGUCCUCUUCUUUAUCGCAGUCCACCUGCUCUUCUCAGGCUGUCCUGCCCCUCUACAAUAAACAGAUCGCAGACUCGUGCAUCAUCAGGGUGACAGUGGAGUGUGUCAGCAAUGGAAACAUCUACAAGAGCAUUCUGCUGACCAGCCAGGACCACACUCCACAGGUGAUCCAGAGAGCUCUAGAGAAGCACAACAUGGAGGAUUUCAGGAUCAUCGACUUUGGCCUCUACCAGUUGCUCAACCAUGGAAGAGAGCUUCACAUACCUGAAAAUGCCAACGUAUUCUACGCCAUGUGCACCUCAGCCAACUACGACUUUGUCCUUCGGCAGCGCUGGAGAAGCCACAGGAGUCAAUUUGGCUCUUUCUCAAGUCCCGGAGCUCGGCCCAGGGGGCGCCACCUCAAGUGAACAACAAGCUUCUGCACAGGUUGAAUAUUUGCUGACAAACUGGAUCUCCUCGUCUCUGUCAGAAGCCACAAAACACAUGAGACCGCCAGAGUGUGUAGCCAACCUUGAGGAGCUCUCACUUUACCAGCAACACUAGAACUUGUUGAAAGAAGAGCUGCUCUGUCAGAGUUCAGAUGUUCAUCCAGGAUCUUUUUAUCUCGCAUGCCUGUGGGCUAUUAGACCCUAGCGGGACGUGAAUCUUCUCUGGAGGAAAUCCUCAGCUGCUGGUGUUUCUGCACAGUCCUGAGUUUGACUCAUUGGUGGAAACAUCUAAAUGCUGCAGUGGCUGCAGAAGCCUUGUGCUCCGAUCUGAUGAGCUGAAAGAAUAACAAGAGCUGCUGAGUCUCACUGAGCUCUCACAGAUCAAAUAUAAAACAAGUGCAUGUCGGAGGACAUUUAAAACACUCCUUGGUUCCCAUCUUGUUGUCUUCAAUACAGAAACACUGUCCUGAGUGUUUAAGAAAAUGCACGUCUUCUAGUUAAAUGUAAAUAUUUUAUAAAAACUAACUGUAAUUUUAACUGCUUAAAUUAUAUAAUGCACUUCAGUAUUCACGUUUCGGAGAAAAUGUUGGUGUUUUAGCCUGUAUUUUUAUUCCUCGUCCAAAAGUUAAAAGGUGUCAGUGAUGAUCAGACUAGUCCUGAAUGGAAAGACGAUGCUGCUGCUGCGUUAUGAAGGAUUUUACAUCAGUUUGUAGGAGAGCAAUGUAAAUGUGUCCAAGCAUGUGAGCUGUGGGUUUCAGUUAGACUGCAGCCAUUUAUCGACAGCCUCUAGGUUUGUUGUUCAGUGUUGGAUCAGUUAAAAAGAUUCCUGUCAUUUAGAUGGUUAACAAAGACCUAGGUUAAAAGACAAAGGAGUUUGCUUAAAUCUGGCAUAACACUUUGAUUUACUCCAGUUCUCAUAAGCUCAUCCCAAGUGUUUCAGUUUAAAUGAAGAAAUCAUCUUUUUUUUAUUGGACUGCAGUGUGAAGGAACAUCCUGCAGAUUUCAAGUGGUUAUUCUGUCUAGCCUGGUUUGUAUUGUCGUUUCUUUUGUUGAAGGUCUUUCUUUUUAUUUUGCUGAUUCAGUCCUUUAAGAGGCUGCGGGUCAUUUGAAGGAUGCACAGAUUGACCCCAGCGUACUUCUCUGUGACUGAUCUGAAGGAUGGUUUUUGUAUGUGAAAAGAUUUUUGUGCAUGUAACCUGAGAGAUGUGUUCAUCACUGGCUUCAGUUUGAAAAGCUGCUUCAAUUUAAAGACGUUUAACAAUUUAACAGCUGAAAUCUGCAGCAAAGAAGAAAUCACAAGAUGGCUUCUGCUGUUUGUUCUUCCGUACGUCAUGCAGUAUUAUGUUCAUGCAUUAGACUUUUAAAUAAUGUCACUUUAUAAACAUGUUUUUAUUGUGUUUUUUAAGAGAUGUUUUAUUUUUUUUUUAUUGAAGCGCAUGAUGUCUAUAUUUAGUAGUAAACACUCACAAAUAAACCAAAUCUACCAUUUCA